CGUUGGAGGCAGAAUGGGCCAGGUGUAGGAAACAUGUGGGCUAUAGAUAAUGUUUACAUUGGACCAUCAUGCCUUAAAUUUUGCUCUGGACGUGGCCAGUGUACCAGAAAUGGGUGCAAGUGUGACCCUGGCUUUUCUGGUCCUGCAUGUGAGUUAGCUUCUCAGACUUUCCCAGCCUUCGUUUCUGAGAGUUUUCUGAGCCCGAGAUUAUCAUCCUAUCACAACUUCCAGUCAAUUCGAGGAGCAGAAGUCAGCUUUGGAUGUGGUGUUCUUGCUAGUGGAAAAGCACUCGUCUUCAGUAAAGAUGGUAGGCGCCAUCUCGUUACAUCAUUCCUGGACAGCACACAAGCCAGAUAUUUGCAAUUCACCCUACGCCUCAGCAGCCGCAGCAAACUGAGUACCUGCAAGGCUCCUGACCAGGCAGGAGAGGGUGUCCUGCUCCACUUCUCCUUUGAUAAUGGGAUCACUUGGAAACUCUUGCAACAUUUUUCCUACCGAGGCUUUUAUGAGCCCAGAAUUGUGUCUGUACAGCUACCUGAUGAAGCUAAGAAGUUUGGAGUCCAGUUCCGCUGGUGGCAGCCCUACCAUUCAGGUCGUGGUCAUGAUGUGUGCAGUGGAUGA
Molecule: messenger RNA, 621 nt
Organism: Polypterus senegalus (gray bichir)
Lineage: Eukaryota; Metazoa; Chordata; Cladistia; Polypteriformes; Polypteridae
Product: reelin
Exons: 5
Coding region: 34-621 (195 amino acids)
Biological process (GO): neuron migration; central nervous system development
Molecular function (GO): lipoprotein particle receptor binding
Source: RefSeq, a predicted model, not a curated record